AAACGCGCACCAAUUUGUAUUAUCGUAUCCAUUCCAAAGACAGCUGAACAAGAGAACAACACUGCAGUUGCGCAACCAAACAAAACUGUUCAGGACAAUCCCAUAUGCACUAGUGAUAGAUAGUAUCGUAGUGUCACAUAAAUAAGAUUCAAAAAGUUUUAUUUAUUUCGAAGAGGUGAGUGAGCAAAGCAAGUGAGCCAUUUGCACAGGCCGGCAGAUCGCUCACCAUGGAGGUGAAGGUGAUGAGCUCUAGACUUGUCAAGCCGUCCUAUCCACCUGGUGUGCCGCAACCAGACACCACCCAGCAUGUGCCUUGCUCGGUGUUCGACAAGAUCACAUACCACAUACAGAUGGCCAUCAUCUACGCCUUCUCACCUCCGGUGCCCUCCAUCGCGGACAUUGAGCACGGCCUCGCCGCCGUGUUGGGCGUGUACCGGGCAUUCGCCGGCCAGGUCCGUCCGGGCCCGGAUGGCGAGCUCGGCGUGCUGCUCAACGACCACGGCGCGCAGCUCACCGAGGCGUUCGUGGACGCCCACCUUAUUGUUGUCGCACCAGCGAGGCCGUCGCCAGAGCUGCAGCAGCUGCACCCUGGGCUACAUGUCGAGAUCGAGGAGGUGGUGCAGGUGCAGCUCACGACGUUCACGUGCGGCUCGCUCGUGGUGGGGUUCACCGCGAACCACGCCGUCGCCGACGGUCGUGCCACCAGCAGCUUCCUCGUCGCAUGGGGCCGCACCAUGCGCGGCUUCCCGAUCGGCCUGCCGCCGCCGCCGCUACACCACCACCCAGGGCUCUUCCCGCCCCGAGACCCGCCGCGCUUUGAGUUCGAGCACCGCGGUGUGGAGUACCGCGCGCGCCCGACGCCGCCUGCAUCAUCAUCAUCAUCAUCCCACCUCGUCACAGCCCACGGUGAGACGACCCACCGUCACGACAUCGUGAUCCACAAGGCGCACUUCACCGGGGAAUUCAUCACCGCGCUCCGCGCCAAGGCAUCAGAAGGCCGCGGCCACCCAUUCAGCCGGUUCGAGACCAUCGUCGGCCAUGUAUGGCGUGCCAUGACGCGCGCGCGCGGCCUCCGUGACCCGUGCCAGGCGUCCGCCAUACGAAUCUCCGUCGACGGGCGGCCGCGCCUCGGAGUUCCGCAGGAAUACUUCGGCAACCUCGUGCUCUGGGCGUUCCCACGCACCACGGUGGGCAACCUGCUGACGCAGUCGCUAACUCAUGCGGCGCAGGUGAUCCACGACGCGGUGAAGCAGGUGGACCGUGCCUACUUCCAGUCCUUCCUGGACUUCGCGAGCUCCGGCGUGGUGGAGGAGGAGGGGUUGGAGACGACGGCCGUGCUCAGCAGUGACGUGUUGUGCCCGGAUCUAGACGUGGAUAGCUGGCUAACGUUCCCAUUCCAAGAGCUAGACCUGGGCACCGGUGGCCCGUCCUACUUCAUGCCGCCCUACAUCCCAAUAGAGGGGAUGUUCUUCCUCGUGCCGUCCUGCCUCGGCGAUGGCAGUGUCGACGCCUUCGUGCCUGUGUUCAAGCAUACCCUUGAGGCCUUCAUGCAGUGCUGCUGCUCCGUGGAGUAGGCAACAAAGCCAAUCAGUCAAAGCUUCCAGUAGUGAAUGGAAUAAUAUUCAAAUAAUUAAGCUCUUGCUGGAAAUUUUAAUAAUCUCUGUAACGUAUUUGCAUAUGCGUGCAUUGUUAGUAUAUAUCGCCCUGGAUUAGUAA
Molecule: messenger RNA, 1716 nt
Organism: Zea mays
Lineage: Eukaryota; Viridiplantae; Streptophyta; Magnoliopsida; Poales; Poaceae
Product: putrescine hydroxycinnamoyltransferase
Exons: 1
Coding region: 228-1574 (448 amino acids)
Molecular function (GO): acyltransferase activity, transferring groups other than amino-acyl groups
Source: RefSeq, a predicted model, not a curated record